UCGUCAUCUCUCACCCAGCCCGCGCUUUCUUUCGGCUUCCGUCUGCAGCCGGGAGCGGACGCCAGGCUUCGAGGCGGAGCGCGAGCGGACGCCAGGCUUCGAGGCCUUUCGUUCCUAAGGGCCUCCGAGGUGCUGGUGGCUUCGGCCUGCUUCUAGCCAUGUCCCACAGGCCCUCUUUUGACCACAACUAUUACGUUGUGGAGAGUAAGGAGGAAAAAGAUGCUGGAGCCCCGGCAGGGGCCAUGGCCUCCACCUCAACUGAGGAGGCCCCAAGAGCUAUGGCGGUGGCGCAGGAAGGGGCGGUGGGCACCGAAGGAGCCGUAGGCUGUGCCCCUGCGGGUGAGCCAAAGGCCGAGGGGGGUCCGAGACAGGAGAGUGAGAGCGACUCCUCCGACUCCUCCGACUCCUCCGACUCCUCCGAGAGUGACAGCAGCUCCUCCGACGAGAGUGAAGACGAUGACUACCUGAGCACCAGCAGCAGCGACGACGACGACGACGACGACGAAGACGACGACGACACCUCUUCCUCAGAUUCCGAGGAGGAGGAGGCGGCCACUGCUGCGGCCGCUCCCGCAGCAGCUGCUGCUGCUGCCGCCGUCGCUGCUGCUGCUGCUGCUGCUGCUGCUGCUCCUGCUCCUGCUGCCGCUGCGAUUCAGAUUCCGGGACCCCCCCGUCCCCGCCCCCGCCGCCGUCGCCGCCAAGAACGGGCUUUGUAUGCCCUGGUGUGGUUUACCAAUCGGAGAGCAAAGCAGAGGAGGAAUGAGAGACGUGCAAUGCUGAGAAAUAUGCCACCUGGUUCUGAAGACUUCAUUUUCAUGACGGAUGUGGAAGAGCCUUCUUAAUGUGCUAUCCUUAGUCAGUAGACAAAGGGCAGCUUGGCAACCUGUGUGCCCAAUGCCAGGCUUAACUAUUUGCCAUGCAUGUUAACAAUAAAAGCAUGAAUUUCCAA
Molecule: messenger RNA, 949 nt
Organism: Mastomys coucha (southern multimammate mouse)
Lineage: Eukaryota; Metazoa; Chordata; Mammalia; Rodentia; Muridae
Product: homeobox protein Rhox13-like
Exons: 3
Coding region: 159-842 (227 amino acids)
Source: RefSeq, a predicted model, not a curated record